UCGUCACACAGGCUUGCACACGUAACAGCUUCUGACAUCCGUCGGUGGUAUGUGUUUCACUUGAGAAUAAAUUCACUAAAUGAUCAAAAAACGUUAUUCUUUUGAGUGAGUCUCUGUACAUAAUUAUGACAAAAAUGUGAAUUUUAAUUUGAAAUUAAGCCGGAAGCCAUGACAGUCAAUGUUUGCUAGCGCGCAUCAUUAGCUCCACAACAAAAUGUGUCGCUUUUACCUUCACAUUUUCAACAAUAACUUCUUUUAAGCGCUGGACUCCAAGUCUUCUUCAGUCGUUGUCGUUGAGGCAAGCGAUGAGUGGCGGAGGAAGGAGCCCACCUCCUGGGCCAUCAUGCCGAGGAAGGAGCCCACAUCCUGGGCCAUUAUGUCCACUGGUGCUCGCCAUCUUUCUGCUCCUUUCCACGGACUGCAUGGUCGAGAGCACCGCUGGACAUGACCCUUAUAAAAUCCUGGGUGUCAGCAGGAGUGCCAGUCAAGCUGAAAUCAAAAAGGCAUACAAGAACCUUGCUAAAGAAUGGCACCCAGAUAAAAAUAGAGACCCCGGCGCGGAGGACAUGUUCAUAGCGAUUUCAAAGUCAUAUGGGAUUUUGUCCAACGAGGAGCGACGGGCCAACUUUGACCGCUAUGGGCAGAUGGACGACAAGCAGCCAUUUGGCCAGGCUCAUCAUCAAGGCUUCCGGAGCUUCCAAAACGGCUUCUACUUUGAUGACUCUUUUUUCCAUUUCCCCAGGUCCAGAGACUUUGCAGACAGCAAGUACCUGCUUCACCACGCUCAGUUUAACAGCGAUGUCCUUCCAGACAGCCACAAGAAGCCCUACCUCAUCAAAGUCACCUCGGAGUGGUGUUUUGCCUGCAUCCACAUGGAGCCUGUGUGGAAAGAGAUUGUGCAGGACCUGGAGCCACUGGGUGUGGGCAUCGGCAUAGUGGACCUGGGUUAUGAGCGUCGUCUAGCCAACCAGCUGGGAGCUCACCGCGCUCCCUCAAUCAUCGGACUGCUGAACGGCAGAGUGACCUUUUUCCAUCAGGCAAUCGUUCCAGAUUACCUGCGACAUUUCAUUGAGGACCUCCUGCCAAAUAAACUGGUACAAAAGAUUACUGAUGACAACUACCUGCACUUUCUGGAUAGCUGGCAUGUCGACAAUAAACCCCGUGUUCUUUUGUUUGACCAAGUUGCCAACGUUCCUCUUGUAUACAAGUUAACAGCAUUUGCGUUCAGAGACUAUGUUACUUUUGGCUACGUGGAGCAAGGCGACACACACAACAUUCAGCUCUUGCAGCGGUUCAAUAUAAACUGGUACGCCCCCACCAUGCUGCUAUUUAAAGAAGAGACCCAUAAGCCAGUGGACAUCAUCCAGGCUCGAGGGAUGAAGAGGCAGAUCAUGGAGGAGUUUGUUUCCAACAACAAGUUCCUGCAGGUUCCUCGUCUGGUCAACCAGCAGCUGUUUGAUGAGCUGUGCCCUGUUAAGCAGUUCCACCGACGAAGGAAAUACUGUGUGCUGUUGAUCACCAGCGAGGACCAAGCCUUUCUCCCUGGAAACAAGGCCUUCCUGGACUUUGCCACGGCCAACAGAAAAGAAGUGCUGCGCUUUGCGUACGUCUACCAGAGUCAGCAGCAGCCCCUCUGCCAGGCUCUGCUUCCCAACCAGGCCCUACUCUCGCCCCAGGUGUUGAUUCUUGAGAGGCGGAGCCCGGCUGGCAAGGUGCUGUACCGCUCUGUGAUUGGUGGCUGGAACGGCAGUGAAGAGGACAAGUACCGCCUCCAUGAGCAUCUGGAGCUGGUUCAGAAGGACCCCACGUACCUGACCUCUGACACCACCCUGCCAGAGCUCAACAACGAGAUGGCCCCGGUUUUUCUCAUUCAGUGGAUAAACGCCGCCUAUGAUUACGUCCUUCAACUUUACGAUGACCUGCUCUACUCCAACUGGCGCGAGAUGAUGCCCAUCCUGUCCUUGAUCUUCUCAGCUCUCUUCAUUCUUUUCGGGACGGUCAUCAUCCAGGCCUUCAGUGAAGCGGGUGAGAGUGAACCACGCAAACAAGCGGCAAAGGAGCAAGCUGAAAGUGAGGAGGACGCAUCCAACAGAAGCAACUCCUCAGGCCGUGCUCCCAAGAAAGACUUUGUGGAGGUGACCGAGCUGACGGACCUCACCUACACCAGCAACCUGCUCAAGCUGAGGCCCGGCCACAUCAACGUGGUCCUGGUGCUGACCCACGCCUCAAAGAACACCUUGUUGCGCAAGUUUGCCAAGGAGGUCUUCUCUUUCUCGGGGACUCAGACCAUCCACUUCUCCUUCCUCAACGCGGACAAACACGGCCAGUGGAUGGCGAACCUCCUCCACGGGGCCUCGGACACGGCCAGCAGCGGCUGCCAUUCUGAGGAGGACGAGGAUUCCUGCGACUACACGGGCCACGUCUUGGCCCUCAACGGCUACAAGAAAUACUUUUGCCACUUCAGACCGGUCUUCACCGGAGACCAUCCCCCCUCAGACACCUCCCUCUCCGCCAGCAGGAGAAGGUCCAGGUCCAGGUCCAGGUCCAGCUCAGACUCUCGCUCCCGAUCUCAUUCCAGAGAAGAGUCCAAGAGAGGCCGGGCCACGAGCAUCGAGGUACACCACAAGUUAGACCGUCUGGGACUGUGGAUGGAGAGGCUGAUGGAGGGCACGCUGCCCAGGAGGCAGGUGUCCUCUUGGCCCCGCCUCCACAACACCACCCCUUAGUGCUCUGGCCACACCCAAACAUUCUCCACAUCCUCUUUUACAUACCUUCUUUACAAACGGCAACACGGCAGUAGAACGGCCGAUCAAACAAAACAGAAGUCGUGGUCACGGACAGACAAGCUAGCUCUCCAAUCCGCUAACCUGACUGAAUAACUCCAUGCUGAAUUGACCAAAGUCAAACAAUACAAAAAGAAUGUUAAAAAUACUAACACAGACACUUGUAAACCUGUUAGCAUAUUUGCUAAUGCUAACUACGAUAGCAUGUUUACAUUACCAUAGCACGUACAAAGCUGCAUGGCUAGGGAUGUAAAAAAAAAAUAAUAAUAAUUGAUUUUCGAACGAUUUGCGAUUCUCAUUUAAUUAAUUUUUAAAAAUCCAAAAUCGAUUAAAAAAAAAUCUGUCCUAUCCAGCCACUUUAUUUCAACCAAACCUCUUUUCUUUGAUUAUAGAGCUGGAAGAAUGUAGUUUGUCACACAACUGCCAGCUAAUGCUAUUUAAAAACUAUUGAUUUUAACUGGAGAAUCGUUGGGACUCGAGAAUAUAACGUGUUAGCAAAUGCUAACAAUGCUGGCGUCACUCUGUUAGCACGUGGAAACAGUCCUGCAGACAUCAGACUGAGACAGACACUCGUAAACGUGUUAGCAUAUGCUAGCAAUGCUAGCGUCAUUCUGUUAGACGUCAGACUAACAUAGGCACUCAUAAACGUGUUAGCAUAUGCUAGCAAUGCUAGCAUCAUUACAUGAUGUUAGCACGUGGAAACAGUCCUACAGACAUCAGACUAACAUAGACACUCGUAAACGUGUUAGCAUAUGUUAGCAAUGCUAGCGUCAUUCUGUUAGCACGUGGAAAAACUCCUACAGACGUCAGAAUAACACAGACACUCGUAAACGUGUUAGCAUAUGCUAGCAAUGCUAGCAUCAUUACAUGACCUUAGCACGUGGAAACAGUCCUACAGACGUCAGACUAACAUAGACACUUGUAAACGUGUUAGCAUAUGUUAGCAAUUCUAGCGUCAUUCUGUUAGCACGUGGAAACACAGACGUCAGACUAACAGAAACUUGUAAACGUGUUAGCAUAUGCUAGCAGUGCUAGCGUCAUUCUGUUAGCACGUGGAAACAGUUCCACAGACAUCAGACUAAGACAGACACUCGUAAAUGUUUUAGCAUAUGCUAGCAAUGCUAGUGUCAUUAUAUGACGUUAGCACAUGGAAACAGUCCUACAGACAUCAGACUAAGACAGACACUCGUAAACGUGUUAGCAUAUGCUAACAAUCCUAGCGUCAUUACAUGACAUUAGCACGUGGAAACAGUCCUACAGACGUCAGACUAAUACAGACACUCGUAAAAGUGUUAGCAUAUGCUAACAAUGCUAGCGUCAUUCUGUUAGCACAUGGAAACAGUCCUACAGACAUCAGACUAAGACAGACACUCGUAAAUGUGUUAGCAUAUGCUAACAAUGCUAGCGUCAUUCUGUUAGCACAUGGAAACAGUCCUACAGACAUCAGUCUAAGACAGACACUCGUAAAUGUGUUAGCAUAUGCUAACAAUGCUAGCGUCAUUCUGUUAGCACAUGGAAACAGUCCUACAGACAUCAGACUAAGACAGACACUCGUAAAUGUUUUAGCAUAUGCUAGCAAUGCUAGUGUCAUUAUAUGACGUUAGCACAUGGAAACAGUCCUACAGACAUCAGUCUAAGACAGACACUCGUAAACGUGUUAGCAUAUGCUAACAAUCCUAGCGUCAUUACAUGACGUUAGCACGUGGAAACAGUCCUACAGACGUCAGACUAAGACAGACACUCGUAAAAGUGUUAGCAUAUGCUAACAAUGCUAGCGUCAUUCUGUUAGCACAUGGAAACAGUCCUACAGACAUCAGAGUAAGACAGACACUCGUAAACGUGUUAGCAUAUGCUAACAAUGCUAGCGUCAUUCUGUUAGCACAUGGAAACAGUCCUACAGACAUCAGACUAAGACAGACACUCGUAAGCGUGUUAGCAUAUGCUAACAAUGCUUGCGUCAUUCUGUUAGCACGUGGAAACAGUCCUGCAGACAUCAGACUAAGACAGACACUCGUAAACGUGUUAGCAUAUGCUAACAAUGCUGGCGUCAUUACAUGACGUUAGCACGUGGAAACAGUCCUACAGACGUCACAGGUGGGACACUUUAGGUGGUAAGAACACAAACGUUGCUGGGAGUGAUGAAUGAAGACUCUUUUCCAGCGAAAACGCUAUGGACCGUUAUACUUCCAGUUCGAGGCACAAAAGAGGAAGUACAAUUUCAUCCAGUGAGCGAACUCGUCCAAAAGAUGGCGCCACGGCAAAGACAAUAACACCCAUUUUCCGUGUCUUUGUGUUAAAUGAAAACUAUUUAUUGAUUAUUAAUCCAUCAACAAAGUAGUGGCUUAUAGUUGGGGAAAAUACAAGUUGUACUUUGCUUGUUCAGAGCUGGUGAUCGCUUGAAUUGAGUCGUGUCCCACGCCGACUUUGCUGUGCUUUGCAUGAAGACAGGAAGUGAAGUGAGGACAAUGCAGGCCAUGGAGCUUCUGAAGUAUGGAAGUAGAAACACUGGCACUAGUCUUAGUCCCAGUCCGAGGAACUCUUUUACAUGGAGCUUCUAAAACAUGGAAGUAGAAACACUGGCACUAGUCUUAGUCCCAGUCCGAGGAACUCUUUUACAUGGAGCUUCUAAAACAUGGAAGUAGAAACACUGGCACUAGUCUUAGUCCCAGUCCGAGGAACUCUUUUACAUGGAGCUUCUAAAGCAGUGGUUCUCAACCUUUUUUCAGUGAUGUCAACAUUUUUUUUAAUUCAAGUACCCCCUAAUCAGAGCAAAGCAUUUUUGGUUGGAAAAAAGAGAUACAGAAGUAAAAUACAGCACUAUGUCAUCACUUUCUGAUUUAUAAAAUUGUAUAACAGUGCAAAAUAUUGCUCAUUUGUAGUGGUCUUUCCUCAACUAUUUGGAAAAAAAGAUAUACAAAUAUCUAAAAACUUGUUGAAAAAUAAACAAGUGAUUCAAUGGUAAAUGCAGAUUUCUACACAUAGAAGUAAUCAUCAACUUAAAGUGCCCUCUUUGGGGAUUGUAAUAGAGAUCCAUCUGGAUUCAUCAACUUAUUUAUAAACAUUUUUUCACAAAAAAAAAGACAUCUUUAACAUCAAUAUUUAUGGAACAUGUCCACAAAAAGUCUAGCUGUCAACACUGAAUAUUGCAUUGUUGCAUUUCUUUUCACAGUUACAUUCAUAUUUUCUUGAAGUAUUAUUCAAUAAAUAUAUUUAUAAAGGAUUUUUGAAUUGUUGCUAUUUUUAGAAUACAUAUUUUUCAAAUCUCACGUACCCCUUGGCAUACCUUCAAGUACCCCCAUUUGAGAACCACUGCUGUAAAGCAUGGAAGUAGAAACACUGUCACUAGUCUAAACUUGAACAAAACACUGGAAUGCUUUUACUGCGCUUAUUUAUUCAAGUGUGUGCAUAUUGUUUAUAUAUUUCUGCUCCUUUCAACAAUAAAUCUUGUUUUCUCUUGUCUAGGAA
Nerophis ophidion (straightnose pipefish) is the source of this 6248-nucleotide messenger RNA. Its product is annotated as dnaJ homolog subfamily C member 16-like. The transcript is spliced from 15 exons. Lineage: Eukaryota; Metazoa; Chordata; Actinopteri; Syngnathiformes; Syngnathidae. The record is from RefSeq and is a predicted model, not a curated record. The coding region runs from base 306 to 2726 and encodes 806 amino acids.